Messenger RNA from Cyprinus carpio (common carp), 2206 nucleotides. RefSeq names its product leucine rich repeat containing 39 (gene lrrc39). The record is from RefSeq and is a predicted model, not a curated record. Gene Ontology annotation, molecular function: protein binding. NCBI's taxonomy places the organism in Eukaryota, Metazoa, Chordata, Actinopteri, Cypriniformes, Cyprinidae.
UCUUCUAAGAUUUAUGUUCCCUAGACAAGUCAAACAGAGCUUCAGCGGGGGGUGGAGCUUGUGUCUCAUUCUCCAAUCCCAUUCUCCAAUCCCUUCUGCACAAACUAAAAGGGGUUUAGAUAAACAUCCGCUACAGAAAGAACAUGCAGGUGAGACUUUCUUAGAUGCCUUAAAAAUAUUUAAAUGGAACAGGAUUCAUUUGCAUACAAUUUACAAUAAACAGGUUUACUGUAAGACUAAAAGUGAUCAAAUAAAUGUAACAUUACACCAUAAAUAUAUGGUUUAAAGUUUGGUGCAAAUGGUGACCAUGAGGCAAAGAGAAGAACGAAAGCAAAUACAUACUGCAUAUUGAUUUUUUAAUUUGACAAAAGACUAACAAAUUCAAUUAUCUAUUCACGUAAGAGUAAAAACAGUGCAAGAUACACCAAGAGAAAAGCAAAAGCACCAUAAGAUGGAAAAUGUCAUCUUUUCAUCAUUUUUUUAUUUCAGUGUAUAACAUUAAAAACAUUUUACUAGAGCAGCAGCCACAGUUUACAAAUAUAUAUCUAACAGCUGUUUUGAAACGGUCCUAUAGGCAUCAUUGUUAAUCAGGUUAUGUCGCUCUAUUCUGGUGUGGUAAAGUAUGCAAAAGUGGACAGCUGCUCUUGUGCCAACUUUAACAUGUGACCACACUAUUCAGUGUUGUCUCGGGUUAAAUAUAGACAUUAGUUACGCUUCAAGAGGGAAAACCUAUGACAAACGCUGAGCGGAUAAUUACUUCAAAGCCUAUUCUUUUAACAUAGAUCACACUUAUUGAAACUGUCAGAAGAAUUAUACCUUUGGUGCAGCAUUGGUGACUAUCGUCUCCAUAUCAAAUAAGCUAACCAUGUAAAAAUAUGGUGCUGGAAGGACAAUAUGACUCAAUGAGAGUGCAUACUUUGUGUGUGAGGUGAUAUUUGGGGCUCUGUAUCAUCAUGACGGGGGUCACGGUAUGCUGUGGGACAGUGAACUCCAUCAAGGCUCUGUGGGAAACCAGGAUAAAGAAAAGCAAAGAUGAACUUAAGAAAGAGAGAGAGCAGAGAGACGGGAGAGCAGUGGGUAGGUUGACAGGUGCCUGGGAGGAUCGUAUCACUUUGGCCAAGCUAAAGGCAAAAGUUGUGACAGAGGAAGGACGUGUCAUUCUGCGGAUUGAAAAGGAGGAGUGGAAGACUCUUCCUCCAGCUUUGGUCCAACUCUCAAAGAUCCAAGAAUGGCAGUUACACCGAAUAGGACUUCAAAAAAUCCCACGGUUCAUCUCAAGCUUCGAAAGCCUCAUAGUUUUGGACUUGUCUCGUAAUUCAGUCACAGAGAUUCCCAAAGAGAUUGGCAAACUAACUCGGUUACGCGAGCUGCUGUUGAGUUAUAACGGAGUAAGCCAUGUACCAGAAGAACUUGGCAGUUGUGAAAAUCUGGAGAAACUGGAACUUGCAAUGAACAAAGGUCUGGAUGAGCUGCCUACUCAGCUUAGCAAUCUAAAGAAGCUGUAUCACUUGGACCUCUCCAUGAACCAAUUCACCACCAUUCCAGAUUGUGUGGUCAACCUUCCUUCUCUAGAAUGGCUAGACAUGGGCAGCAACAGGUUGGAAAGUUUGCCAGAAGAUAUUCACAGAAUGGAGAAACUUCACACCCUGUGGCUCCCAAGAAAUGAACUAGAGUACCUGCCAGACAACAUCAGUCGCAUGCAAAGUUUGGAUACGCUAGUUCUGAGCAAAAAUAAACUACGAGACAUUCCUCCACUUAUGGAGGGCAUGAGUAACCUCAGGUUUGUGAAUUUCCGAGACAAUCCUUUGACAUAUGAUGUGAUGCUUCCUGAUUUAAAAGAGGAUGUAGAUGAAGAAGACAAUGACAGGGAGAUGUUUGGUCGUGACUUCAUGCACUUCUACAUCCAAGAGGCCCGGAAAAGAGGAUCCCAAACUUUCGCAUCAGUGCUAAAUGUGACGUUGGAUGGCGUGUCAGAGACAGCAUCGUCUUUGUAAUUAACAUGCUGGCUUCUGUCUGCUCGUCCGCCUUCAGGCUUGAUCUUCCGGUCCAUCAUGCCAAGUUCUAUGAAGAGCACUUCUCGUCUUUUAAAUGUAAUUUGUCUUUUAUGCUGUUUGUUGGAGUUGCUGCUUCCUGCUAGUAUGUCGUAACUAAUGUUUGUGGAUGAGCUAAAAUCAAAAAUCUAUAAACACUGAUGAAAUAAAAUGAA